Microthlaspi erraticum is the source of this 1734-nucleotide messenger RNA. NCBI's taxonomy places the organism in Eukaryota, Viridiplantae, Streptophyta, Magnoliopsida, Brassicales, Brassicaceae. The record is from the annotation of a GenBank genome assembly.
AUGGCUACGUGUUUGCAUUAUCUUCUUGUGGGAUUUCUCAUUGCCAUUACUCUCAGUAUCGAUGCAGCAUCCGCAGGAAUCACACGGCGCUACAAGUUUGAUAUUCAACUAAAAAACAUUACAAGGUUGUGCAAGACAAAAUCAAUCGUGACGGUCAACGGAAAAUUCCCAGGUCCUAAGGUUACUGCAAGAGAAGGAGAUAAUCUACAGAUCAAAGUUGUGAAUCACGUAUCCAAUAACAUUUCCAUACACUGGCAUGGGAUAAGACAGCUACGGAGCGGGUGGGCGGAUGGACCAUCGUAUGUGACACAAUGUCCAAUUCAGACCAGACAAAGUUAUGUUUACAACUUCAUGGUGACCGGACAAAGAGGAACAUUGUGGUGGCAUGCUCACAUUCAAUGGAUGAGAGCCACCGUGUAUGGACCCUUGAUCAUUCUCCCUAAACUCCACCAACCUUAUCCUUUUCCUAAACCAUACAAACAAGUCCCUAUUAUCUUUGGUGAAUGGUUUAAUGCUGAUCCUCAAACCGUGCUACAACAAGCUCUUCAAACGGGUGGAGGCCCAAAUGCAUCUGAUGCUCAUACUUUUAACGGACUUCCAGGCCCAUUGUACAAUUGCUCCACAAAAGAUACAUACAAGUUAACGGUGAAACCUGGAAAGACAUAUCUACUACGACUGAUCAAUGCUGCACUCGAUGAUGAACUCUUCUUCACCAUAGCCAAUCACACAUUGACGGUGGUCGAAGCUGACGCUAGCUACGUUAAACCAUUCCAAACCAACAUUGUGCUUCUCGGUCCGGGCCAAACCACCAACGUACUACUCAAAACCAAACCUAUCAACCCAAAUGCAACCUUCUACAUGCUUGCAAGAACUUACUUCACCGGCCAGGGAGUCAUCGAUAACACAACCGUCGCCGGAAUUCUCAAAUACCAGCUUAAACCGACGUCAAAUCAUUUUAACUCUUCAAAAAAUCUUCCUAUCAUCAAACCAUCUCUCCCUCCCAUCAAUAGUACAAGCUACGCCGCAAAUUUCACCAAAAUGUUUAGAAGUUUGGCAAAUUCUAGGUUUCCAGCAAACGUGCCAAAAACCGUUGAUAAGAAGUUUUUCUUUACCGUUGGUUUAGGAACCAACCCUUGCCCUAAAAACCAAACAUGCCAAGGACCAACAAAUACCACGAAAUUCGCAGCAUCUAUCAACAAUGUGUCUUUCAUCUUACCAAACAAGACAUCUCUAUUACAAGCUUACUUCUCUGGCAUGUCCAAGAGAGUCUUCUCGACGGAUUUCCCAAGUGCUCCUGUUUUCCCAUUUAAUUACACGGGCUUGCCACCAAACAACACAAAUGUGUCAAAAGGGACCAAGCUCGUGGUCUUGAAGUACAACACAACUGUUGAACUGGUCUUGCAAGGCACUAGCAUUUUGGGUAUUGAGGCACAUCCUGUUCAUCUUCAUGGCUUCAACUUUUACGUGGUGGGUCAAGGCUUUGGCAAUUUUGACCCGACCCGUGAUCCAAAACAAUAUAACUUAGUCGACCCGGUCGAACGAAACACCAUCAAUGUUCCCUCCGGUGGUUGGGUUGCAAUCCGCUUCCUUGCCGAUAACCCUGGUGUGUGGCUAAUGCAUUGCCACAUCGAGAUUCAUUUGAGUUGGGGUCUGUCGAUGGCUUGGGUUGUUUUGGAUGGAGACCUUCCAAAUCAGAUGAUCCUUCCUCCACCUUCAGAUUUCCCUAAAUGUUGA